GUUCCAGGUCUCCGGUAGCCUCUGGAACUGCCGAUCUGCGGCCAACAAGGCAGAGUUCAUCUCAGCCUAUGCCUCCCUCCAGUCCCUCGACUUCUUGGCACUGACGGAAACAUGGAUCACCACAGAUAACACUGCUACUCCUACUGCUCUCUCUUCGUCCGCCCACGUGUUCUCGCACACCCCGAGAGCUUUUGGUCAGCGGGGUGGUGGCACCGGGAUCCUCAUCUCUCCCAAGUGGUCAUUCUCUCUUUCUCCCCUUACCCAUCUGUCUAUCGCCUUUGAAUUCCAUGCUGUCACAGUUACCAGCCCUUUCAAGCUUAACAUCCUUAUCAUUUAUCGCCCUCCAGGUUCCCUCGGAGAGUUCAUCAAUGAGCUUGAUGCCUUGAUAAGCUCCUUUCCUGAGGACGGCUCACCUCUCACAGUUCAAAAGAUUUAGAUGCACUAUUGUAAAGUGGCUGUUCCACUGGAUGUCUUAAGGUGAACGCACCAAUUUGUAAGUCGCUCUGGAUAAGAGCGUCUGCUAAAUGACUUAAAUGUAAAUGUACUGACUUAAGCAGGGGGACACAUCUGGCACUGCAGGAUUUGAGUCCCUGGCGGCGUGGUGUGUUACUGAUGGUAGGCUUUGUUACUUUGGUCCCAGCUCUCUGCAGGUCAUUCACUAGGUCCCCCUGUGUGGUUCUGGGAUUUUUGCUCAACGUUCUUGUGAUCAUUUUGACCCCACGGGGUGAGAUCUUGCGUGGAGCCCCAGAUCGAGGGAGAUUAUCAGUGGUCUUGUAUGUCUUCCAUUUCCUAAUAAUUGCUCCCACAGUUGAUUUCUUCAAACCAAGCUGCUUACCUAUUGCAGAUUCAGUCUUCCCAGCCUGGUGCAGGUCUCCUUUGACAGCUCUUUGGUCUUGGCCAUAGUGGAGUUUGGAGUGUGACUGUUUGAGGUUGUGGACAGGUGUCUUUUAUACUGAUAACAAGUUCAAACAGGUGCCAUUAAUACAGGUAACGAGUGGAGGACAGAGGAGCCUUUUAAAGAAGUUGUUACAGGUCUGUGAGAGCCAGAAAUCUUGCUUGUUUGUAGGUGACCAAAUACUUAUUUUCCACAAUAAUUUGCAAAUAAAUUCAUAAAAAAUCCUACAAUGUGAUUUUCUGGAAUAUUUUUACUAAUUUUGUCCGUCAUAGUUGAAGUGUACCUAUGAAAAUUACAGGCCUCUCUCAUCUUUUUAAGUGGGAGAACUUGCACAAUUGGUGGCUGACUAAAUACUUUUUUGCCCCACUAAGUGUUUCCAGUUUCAGAGAUUUUUGUAGUUAGUUCCAGUCAUUGGCAGCAGAGAACUGGAAGGAGAGGUGGCCAAAGGAAGAAUUGGUUUUGGGGGUGACCAGAGAGAUAUACCUGUUGGAGCGCGUGCUACAGAUGGGUGCUGCUAUGGUGACCAUCGAGCUGAGAUAAGGGGGACUUGUAGCCAGUGGGUUUGGCGACGAGUAUGAAGCGAGGGCCAGCCAACGAGAGCGUACAGGUCGCAGUGGUGGGUAGUAUAUGGGGCUUUGGUGACAAAACGGAUGGCAUUGCGAUAGACUGCAUCCAAUUUAUUGAGUAGGGUAUUGGAGGCUAUUUUGUAAAUGACAUCACCGAAGUCGAGGAUCGGUAGGAUGGUCAGUUUUACGAUGGUAUGUUUGGCAGCAUGAGUGAAGGAUGCUUUGUUGCGAUAUAAGAAGCCAAUUCUAGAUUUAACUUUGGAUUGGAGAUGUUUGAUGUGAGUCUGGAAGGAGAGUUUACAGUCUAACCAGACACCUAGGUAUUUGUAGCAGAACCGUCCAGAGUAGUGAUGUUGGACGGGCGGGCAGGUGCAGGCAGCGAUCGGUUGAAGAGCAUGCAUUUAGUUUUACUUGUAUUUAAGAGCAAUUGGAGGCCACGGAAGGAGAGUUGUAUGGCAUUGAAGCUCGCCUGGAGGGUUGUUAACACAGUGUCCAAAGAAGGGCCAGAAGUAUACAGAAUGGUGUCGUCUGCGUAGAGGUGGAUCAGAGACUCACCAGCAGCAAGAGCGACAUCAUUGAUGUAUACAGAGAAGAGAGUCGGUCCAAGAAUUUAACCCUGUGGCACCCCCAUAGAGACUGCCAGCGGUCCAGAUAACAGGCCCUCCGAUUUGACACACUGAACUCUAUCAGAGAAGUAGUUGGUAAACCAGGCGAGCAAUCAUUUGAGAAACCAAGGCUGUCGAGUCUGCCGUUGAGGAUGUGGUGAUUGACAGUCGAAAGCCUUGGCCAGGCCAAUGACCGCUGACCCAUUACGGAUGCAGGCAAUGAGGCAGUGAUCGCUGAGAUCUUGGUUGAAAACAGCAGAGGUGUGUUUAGAGGGCAAGUUGGUUAGGAUGAUAUCUAUGAGGGUGCCCGUGUUUACGGCUUUGGGGUGGUACCCGGUAGGUUCAUUGAUCAUUUCUGUGAGAUUAAGGGCAUCAAGCUUAGAUUGUAGGAUGGCUGGGGUGUUAAGCAUGUUCCAGUUUAGGUCGCCUAGCAGCACGAGCAUAUGCAUAUUUUGCAUAUAUAUAUUUUUUUAUAUAUAUAUUUUGCACAUGCAUAAGCAGCACAUGGAUAUUUAUAUUUUUAACAUAGUAUAUUAACAAAAUACAUAGCAAAUUGAUAGACACACAAUUUCCACAAAAUGUUAAUUCAUUUCAUAGAUUACUCAGUGUUUGAAGAUGUACAGUUGGCUACCUUUCAAACCCAAUAACCAGCAUGAAGUAGCUGUCACCUGCAUUGUUCCUUGUUUUGUGUCUGUGUUCAAUGCAUGUCCCAUACUGUAUUGAUGUCAUGCAGGCCACUCUUCAGUUCUGUGUCGUCAAACCCAUCAUGGCCAUCAUCACCAUCCUCCUGCAGGCCUUUGGCAAAUAUCAUGAUGGAGACUUUAAUGUGAAUGGAGGAUACCUCUACAUCACCAUCAUCUACAACAUCUCUGUCAGCCUGGCCCUGUACGCUCUCUUCCUCUUCUUCUUCGCUACCAGUGACCUGCUGAGGCCUUAUGAACCUGUGCUCAAAUUCCUCACCAUCAAAUCUGUCAUCUUCCUGUCCUUCUGGCAGGGUAUGGUGCUGGCAAUCCUGGAGCGCUGUGGGGUCAUCCCUAACGCCCUGUUUAUCGACGGCCAGGAGGUGGGGGCCGGCACAGUGGCAGCAGGCUGGCAGAACUUCAUCACCUGCAUCGAGAUGUUCUUCGCUGCUAUCGCCCUGCGUUACGCCUUCACCUGCACCGUGUACCGGGAGAAGGAGAACGAACUGCCAGGGACACACGACAACAUCGCCCCCAUGCAGAGCAUCUCCAGUGGUCUGAAGGAGACGAUGAACCCUGGGGACAUGGUCCAGGAUGCCAUCCACAACUUCUCCCCAGCCUACCAGCAGUACACCCAGCAGUCCACCCAGGAGGUGGUACAGCCCAGCCAGAACAACGGCAAGGCAGGCACAGGCGGCAGCAGCAGCAAGAGCUCCAAGAAAUCUGACAAAGUCCUGCUGAUUAUCUCUGAUGACGAAUUCUAAGGAGUCGCCCACCACCACGAGUAUCCAUGUCUUUGUUUCCUCACCACACCCAGGACAAUACUGCCACCGCAUAUCCCACUGUCAGACCUGGCAUCUGUCCAUGUGGUUCAUUUCCAUCUUCUUUCAUUUCCUUUUUAAGAUGAACUCUUUACUUUAGUCCUGGUUUUAAAGUAACUGUCCAGUGUUUCCAGAUUUCUAUGAAAUAUGAUCUAUAUAUAAUUAAUUACAACAUUUGUGAAAGUUUUCCUUCCAAAAAUGUUUAAUUAUGCAGUUUUUAUGUGUUGGAAUGGUGUCAGCGUACACCAACAAUAGAAUGGUGAGUUAAAAAUACUAAUGCGAGUAGAUAGUCGAUUGGCCAGCUGAGGAGGAUGACAUCAUCAUCUAUGAGGAAAUGGCAAGCAUGUUUUAAGCGGUCUGUUUGAAAUACAAGUUUGAAGUGUUUUUCUCCAAUUGAUGCGUUCAUCAGAACAUUAUUUGGGUGCAAGUUAACAGAUUAUGAACUUUUAAAAGUUAGAUUUUCACUGGACAGUUCAUUUAAUGAGUAAUUCCUGCAGGUAAGAUCAAGAAGGGGACAGAAUGAAGAUUUGAAUAACCUUAUGUGAUGAGAUGAUUUUUGUUUCUGCCUUGCUAAUCAUGAUACGAUGGGGAAAAAGCCUGUCUGCUGAACCAUUUCAGACAAGGCAGGUAGUGAUGCAAUUUUUAUUUUGGUAAUUUUCCAGAUCCUGAUUCGGUCUCUAUCGUAGCAGUGACUGAGCUCUUCUCUGGCCGCUGAAGUAUGUUCUCCGCUCUCUCUGAUUCAUGUGAGUUUCAAAUAGGAGCUGAUUAAUGUACGACUUCAGGAGGGAACCCAGGAAUCGUGCACGUCAUGGCUGGCUCUGACACUUCAAGGACCAUCUCUUGCAUUUGCGUGUUUGAAGUAUUUGCUCAGCAGUCCUCUGUUGGGUCUCCCGACGAACUGAAUUCUUUUUUCAAAGACACAACUGACUUUGGAGCAGGAACUUCAAACUCUAGACUUUGGCGCUUUGAAAUCCUUUGUAUCUAACAUGUCACAGACAAAUUGGAGGAUAAGGUUGACUCCCACUAACUUGGAGGGUUGUGGUAUUCUCAUUAAUUUUCCCAGCAUGGAUUAGAGUGUAUAAUUCAGCAGAGCUCUACAAUGUUAACCCCCCCAAAAAACAUUUGCAGUAUUGUAAAUGGUUUGAGUAGAACCUUUUAUAGUUUCUGAGGUUCGUAUUAUUGUUCCUUUCAACUCACUGAAGACAACAUUUGUACAGCAAUUGUUUGAUCGGUUUAAAUGUUGAAUUAUGUAGUGUAAUUUGGUCUCAAUGUUCUAAAUUUUAAGACAUGUCUGCUGUUAUGUUUAGCUUAAUGACAAAGUUUGAUAAGUUGAAAUAUUGUAAAUAAGCUAUGUAGUAUUAACAAUGUGUUUUCAGUGAUAUCUGCAGAUCAGUUUGAUAUUUAAGUUGGUUACAUGUCAUUAGAAAAUAUAUAAUAUAUUUUGUUUCUGUUUGUGACAAAUUGUGAUAGAGGGACACCAUCUACCCUGUCAUUUUUGAACUGCAUUUAAGCCAGGGAAAUUAACUGCUGUGUAAUCACUUUUUUCAUACCAUCAUGUGCCAAUUAUUGCUGCCUUUACUAGGAAAGCAGAAACAGAUGUAGAGCUGGGUAUAAUGUGAUCACUGAGAUGUAGUGUAACUAUAGUGUCUAUUACUGAAUUCUGGUUUAUUUGGUUGCUUGUCACAUUUUGCACUCGUGUAAAAUAAACGAUGAAAGAGAUGUUUCGGGACUUUGGCCACUACGUAAGUAUUUUUUAAACAUCCCGUUUUGGGCUGGAUGUGUCAAUGUGUAGUUCAUAUAUGCAAGAAAAAGGGAAUGUCCGCAACUCGGGUCAAUCUGACGAAGAUCCAACUCUGAUUGAAACUUUGUCUUUAUUGUGCAUCUGAUUAAAUCACCAUUGGAGCAAACCAGAGUUGCACACAUUA
Oncorhynchus nerka (sockeye salmon) is the source of this 5492-nucleotide messenger RNA. RefSeq names its product transmembrane protein 184A-like. Lineage: Eukaryota; Metazoa; Chordata; Actinopteri; Salmoniformes; Salmonidae. Gene Ontology annotation, cellular component: early endosome membrane. The record is from RefSeq and is a predicted model, not a curated record. Gene Ontology annotation, biological process: transport. The transcript has 4 exons. Gene Ontology annotation, molecular function: transporter activity. The coding region runs from base 2767 to 3510 and encodes 247 amino acids.